UCGACUAGUUGUCUGCAGGCAAAGAUGGCGGUGCGGAAGAAAGACGGCGGCCCGAAUGUAAAAUAUUUCGAAGCGUCUGACACCGUUUCUCAGUUUGAUAAUGUCCGCGUCUGGCUGGGAAAGAAUUACAAAAAGUACAUCCAGGCUGAGCCCCCCACCAACAAGUCUCUGUCCAGCCUUGUGGUCCAGCUGCUCCAGUUCCAGGAGGAGGUUUUUGGUCGACAUGUCAGCAACCCUCCGCUCACCAAACUCCCAAUGAAGUGUUUCCUGGACUUCAAGUCUGGGGGGGCUCUGUGCCACAUUCUAGCUGCCGCCUACAAGUUCAAGAGUGACCAAGGAUGGCGCAGGUUUGACUUCCAGAAUCCAUCGAGGAUGGACAGAAAUGUGGAGAUGUUCAUGACAAUUGAGAAGUCCUUAGUGCAGAACAACUGCCUGACAAGACCUGUCAUCUACCUGAGUGCUGACAUAGAACCAAAACUGCUUGGGAAACUCAAAGACAUCAUAAAACGACAUCAGGGCUCAGUGACUGAGGACAAGGCCUCCAGCUCCCAUGUUGUUGUACCGAUCCCUACCAGUCUGGAGGAAGAGGAGUGGGUGCGUCCGGUGAUGAAGAGAGACAAACAAGUGCUGCUCCACUGGGGAUAUUUCCCUGACAGUUAUGACACCUGGAUUCCAGCUAAUGAGAUUGAGGCUGCUGUAGAGGAUCCUCCCACCCCAGAGAAACCCCGAAAGGUCCAUGCCAAGUGGAUUUUAGACCUGGAUCAAUAUAAUGAGUGGAUGAAUGAGGAGGACUAUGAAGUGGGAGACGGCUGCCCCAAGAGAAAGAGGAUUUCAGCCAAGACCCUGACAGACGAGGUGACCACGCCUGAUGAGCGAAAAGACAAAAAGCCCGGAAGUGCCAAGAAGAGAAAACGCUCCCCCUCGCCGUCCCCCACCCCUCCACCUCAGGAGAGCAAGAAGAAGAACACCAAGAAAGGACCAGCGACCCCAUACACUAAGUCCAAACGGGGCCAGAGGGAGGAAGAACAGGAGGAUCUCAGUAAAGACUUGGAUGAAGCAUCACCUGUACCAGCAGCUGAAGAGGGAAACACGACCAAGACAAAUAAUACCAAGAAGGACACAGAUUCAACUCCAGUGAAGGGAGGGACAGAUAUGGAUGAACAGGAAGAUGAGUCCAUGGAAACUACAGGCAAGGAAGAAGAGGAAGGAUCUCUGAGUGUGAAGGGUGAACCAGUAAAAGGCUCAGACCUACACGAGGAUAAUGUGACUGAGCAAACUCAUCACAUCAUUAUCCCGAGCUACGCCGCCUGGUUUGACUACAACAGCGUUCACGCCAUUGAGCGCAGAGCCCUGCCAGAGUUUUUUAAUGGGAAGAACAAAUCCAAAACCCCUGAGAUUUACUUGGCAUACAGGAACUUUAUGAUCGACACCUACCGACUCAACCCUCAGGAGUACCUGACCUCCACCGCCUGCCGCAGAAACCUGGCAGGAGAUGUGUGUGCCAUCAUGAGGGUCCAUGCCUUCCUGGAACAGUGGGGUCUGAUCAACUACCAGGUGGACUCUGAGAGCCGGCCCACACCCAUGGGCCCUCCGCCCACCUCUCACUUCCAUGUCCUGGCAGACACUCCAUCCAGCCUAGUGCCCCUGCAGCCUAAAACAUCUCAGACCCCCGCUACCCAGCCGAUGAUGUCAUUCCCAGAUAAAGUAAAGGAUAAACCAACAGAUCUACAAAACUUUGGGCUGCGCACAGACAUGUACAGCAAGAAGACUGGUUCUGCAAAGAGCAAGAGUGCAGCGAGCUCAAUGAGGGAGUGGACAGAGCAGGAAACACUACUAUUACUUGAGGGCUUGGAGAUGUACAAAGAUGACUGGAACAAGGUGUCGGAGCACGUUGGCAGUCGUACACAGGAUGAGUGCAUCCUGCACUUCCUACGGCUGCCCAUCGAAGACCCCUAUUUGGAGGACAGCGCGCCGUCCAUGGGACCACUAGCCUAUCAGCCAGUACCUUUCAGCCAAGCAGGAAACCCUGUCAUGAGCACGGUGGCCUUCCUGGCCUCUGUAGUCGACCCCCGCGUGGCCUCAGCUGCAGCCAAGUCUGCUCUGGAGGAGUUCUCACGUAUGAAGGAGGAGGUUCCUGCAGCCCUUGUUGAGGCUCACGUGCGGCGGGUGGAGGAGGCAGCGAGAGUUAGCGGCCGCCAGGACCCUCUCUACGGCUUGGAGGGCAGCGGCAUCGCAGGCACUGGCCUGGAGGAAGGAGAUAGACCCGACGAAAGCAGUGAUGAAAGUAAGAGUGACAGCCAGUCAGGUGAAGAGAAGAGAGAUUCCAAGGAAAGCAAAGAUGGAACAAUGGAGGAAGAGGAGAAGCAGACAGAGAAUGGAAAGAAAGAAGAAGAGAAAGGACGAGAACCUGAAGGAGAUAGAGAGGCAGACAAACCAGAGUCAGAGAUGGGUGAUGCUGAGAAGGAGAAGGAGGGGAAAGAAGGAACUGAGGAAGGACAGAGAGAUGGAGAAAGCGAGGGAGAAAGGAAAGCCAAGGUGGAGCGUGACGUUGGAGAAGGAAAUCUGGCCACGGCGGCUGCAUCUGCUCUCGCCGCUGCUGCCGUCAAAGCCAAGCACUUGGCUGCAGUGGAAGAGAGGAAGAUUAAGUCCCUAGUGGCUCUAUUGGUGGAGACGCAGAUGAAAAAGCUGGAAAUCAAACUGCGACACUUUGAAGAACUGGAAACUAUCAUGGACAGAGAGAGGGAGGCUCUGGAGUACCAGCGGCAGCAGCUGCUGGCCGACCGCCAGUCGUUCCACAUGGAGCAGCUCAAAUACGCCGAGAUGAGGGCCCGCCAGCAGCACUUCCAGCACAUCCAGCACCAGCAGCACAGCCAGGCCGUGGGCCCCCACUCCAGCCAACCCGCCUCGGCGGCGCCGCCCCAGGGCCUGGCCUCGGGUCAGCAGGCCCCCAGCACACCAGCACCGCAGCCUGCCCCCAGCCCCGCGCCGCCGGCCUCGGCCACCCCAGAGUCCCAGCCGCCUCAGGGCACUCACACCUCGCCCCCUUGCCCCACAGGCCAGAACCCGGCCGCCCACUCCAGCUCCAGCACUACAUCUGUCCUCCAUGAGCCCAGCGCUCCUCUCCCUGGGGAAACGCUCCACUCCUCAGCUCCAGUCCCUCCUCCACAGUGAGAGAUUAAUACUCACCUGAGAUCUUCAGUGACUCUGACCACUUUGAAUCCUGCCUGUGUCAUCUGAAAAAUGAAGACGUCAUAAACCGAAGGAAGAUUUUGUUUUUGUUUGUUUGCUUUUCCAAGAGAACAAUUGACUGAGCAAGAAAAAUGCUAACGAUUAACAAUCGAAGCACCUCCACUUUGACUGUUGAAAAAAAAUCUGUUUUUGAUUGAAUUGGCUGAUGAAGGAAAAAAAAAUUCAGCCAGAAGCUGUUCAUCCUGUUUUGUCACAUGGACUAGUGCGGUUACACAAAGGAGUAGAAGAAAAAAAAGACUCAUCUCAUGAUUUUAGUGUUUUGGAAGUUGUUGCAUUUAUUUUCUUGGAACGGUUUUAUCAGAACCGGUCAGAGUUUCCCUUCUUGUAUUGUUCGGUACUAACUACAAUAUGUAAGAAAAAAAUGCACUUUUAAAAUGUUACCCUAGGUCUCAUUGAAUGACUUGAAGCAUCCAUAAAAUUGGACUUUUAGCACUUAGAGUGUCAUAUUGUUGUGGUGAAUGCCUUUUCAUACUGUAGGUUUUAGAAACUUGAUUAGGAAUAUUACUUUUACCUCUCUAUUUUUUAACUGCAUUACAUCAACACUCUACAGGGUCUGGCCUGAAGGUCACAUAUCGAAAAAAAGUCUGUAACAAAUGAAAAACGUUUUAAUCAGAAGCCAGUUUGAAAUUACGUCAGGUGCAAUUUGAGAAAAUGUGCUGUAAACUGGAUUUUCCUGUUACAAUCACACUUUCCGUCCUGAAACGAUACUGACCGUGCAAGAUCAUGGAAGGAUCCUUUUCCACACUUUUUAUUAUGGUGUCAAUUAGCAGCUACAUAUUUUUGCGAAUCUGGUUGGACUUGAAGCAUCCAGGUCGUAGUUCGAUGAGGAAUGUAGUUUUGUUCAGAAGAACCGAGACUGGGAAUUACAACAGUAUCAGUGACCGCGUGUGUUUCGUCAUGAGUUGACAUGUUGUUCUUUGCUAAACCAAAAUGUUUUUUAUAAUCAUGUUUAUCUCACAUUUGUUCAGUGAGUGUUGUUGGGAAAUGAAGACAAACUUUUAGCAGCUUGGUGCAUUUGAAGUUGCAGACGGGGGAAACGUAAACGCUGUCCAAGACAACGAGGGAGCUGGCACCUUAAACUGCUCACAAUGGAGAAUUGUGUCCUUAAUAUCUGCAACAAUAUCCUCACUUUUUAUCCUAUCGAUUUUUAUAUUUUUUACUCUCCAUUUUCCAUCUUCUUUCUUUGAUAUGCCAACAUUGUAACUGUAUAUUAUUGCCUUUGUAGCCUGUAUUACUCCUUCAUUGUUGUGUGUGGUUCAGGUUUGUCUGGGAUGUGACUGUGAGCGCGUGUAUGUGGACGCAUGCCGUUUAGAUUUCUAAACCAUAUUACCGUUCAGUUUUAUUUUCAAGUGUCAUCGAGUUUGAAGGAUUAAAAAAAAAACAUGCUUCAUUACGUACAUGGCAUGUCAUGUCAGUGUCAUGAAAUAUAGUCUAGUCAGAUGGUUAAACUUUACAGUUAAUGUCCGUCAAGCCAGUAUUGCAGUCCUCACCCCAGAUGUGAGCAUAAAUGGACUUCUUUUAUCUGUGUUAUUACUACAUUGUGUGGCUUUUGUGAUAUGAAAUAAGUGUCUGUUUAGUUUCUGUAUGUUUUUCACUAUGCUGGCAGUAGCGGCAAUUACAUUGAUUAUUAUACAGUAGAAAUCCAUUUUUUCCUCAAAAAAAAUUAUCACAUUAGUGCUGACAGUUACUCUGGCCAUUUGUAUUGAAAAAAAGGCUAAACUAAAAAGGGUUUAAAAAUAAAGAUGUGAAGGAGCGA
Messenger RNA from Betta splendens (Siamese fighting fish), 5005 nucleotides. RefSeq names its product SWI/SNF related, matrix associated, actin dependent regulator of chromatin, subfamily c, member 2 (gene smarcc2). Gene Ontology annotation, biological process: positive regulation of DNA-templated transcription. NCBI's taxonomy places the organism in Eukaryota, Metazoa, Chordata, Actinopteri, Anabantiformes, Osphronemidae. Gene Ontology annotation, cellular component: npBAF complex; nBAF complex; SWI/SNF complex. Bases 25 to 3171 code for a protein of 1048 amino acids. The record is from RefSeq and is a predicted model, not a curated record. Gene Ontology annotation, molecular function: histone binding; nucleosomal DNA binding. The transcript has 26 exons.